This is a messenger RNA of Rhincodon typus (whale shark), 1484 nucleotides long. Its product is annotated as dnaJ homolog subfamily C member 13-like. Gene Ontology annotation, biological process: regulation of early endosome to late endosome transport; receptor-mediated endocytosis; endosome organization. Gene Ontology annotation, cellular component: endosome membrane. The record is from RefSeq and is a predicted model, not a curated record. NCBI's taxonomy places the organism in Eukaryota, Metazoa, Chordata, Chondrichthyes, Orectolobiformes, Rhincodontidae. The transcript is spliced from 13 exons. The coding region runs from base 1 to 1467 and encodes 488 amino acids.
AUGGACAAAUGGAAUUUGUUCUUUACAUCGGUUUUCACAGUGGAAGACACCAGCAGUGUACCAGAACUUCAUGAGUUGGGAUUAAAGAUAUUUGCUCUAGUGCUUGAUUCUGAUAAUCCUCAGCGGUUUACUAUUGAAUACAUUAAAGGGCAGGUUUACAAGUAUUCAUCCACUGAAAGAGACUCCUUAAUGGCUAGCUUGCUAGAUGGUGUGAGAGCUUCUGGUAACAGAGAUGUGUGUGUAAGGAUGAUACCAACUCCGAAAGGGCAGAGAUGGGGGCUGCUGAGUAUGCCGGUGGAUGAAGAAGUAGAAAGUCUACAUCUUCGGUUUCUAAAUGCUCCUCCAAAUGGCAGUUUUUCAGAUGCAGUGUUUAGGUUUAAUGCGAACAUCUCAUACAGUGGAGUUCUGCAUGCAGUGACUCAAGAUGGCCUUUUUUCUGAGAACAAAGAGAAACUUAUUAAUAAUGCUAUCACGGCGUUACUGUCUCAAGAAGGCGAUCAAACUGCUAAUAAUGCAGAACUGGAGAGCCAGUUUCAGGCUGUGAGACGACUGGUUGCUUCGAAGGCUGGUUUUCAAGCGUUUACAAAACUUCCGAAAUUUCGAGAAAGGCUGGGUGUGAAAACAGUAAAGGCUUUAAAAAGAAACCAUGAUGGUGUUACACACGCUGCCAUCGAUGUGCUGUGUGCUCUGAUGUGUCCUAUGCAUGAUGACUAUGAUUUGAGACAAGAGCAGCUGAACAAAGCAUCACUUCUCUCUUCAAAGAAGUUUUUAGAAAAUUUACUUGAUAAGUUCAAUGCCCAUGUGGAUCAUGGGACAGGUGCAUUGGUGAUUAGUUCUCUACUGGAUUUUCUUACGUUUGCCCUCUGUGCUCCAUAUAGUGAGACAACUGAAGGGCAGCAGUUUGAUAUGUUGUUAGAAAUGGUAGCAGAUGUUGGAAGAACCCUGUUCAAACUUUUCCAGCACCCUUCCAUGGCCAUUGUGAAAGGUGCAGGUUUAGUUAUGAAAGCUAUUAUAGAAGAAGGUGACAAAGAAAUUGCAACAAAGAUGCAGGAACUUGCCUUAAGUGAGGGUGCCCUACCCAGCCACUUGCAUACAUCAAUGUUUACAGUUAGUACAGAUCAGCGGAUGCUAACUAAUAGGCAGUUAAGUAGACAUUUGGUGGGUCUUUGGACAGCAGAAAAUCCAACAGCAUUGAAUUUACUGAAACGCAUUUUGCCAACAGGCUUACUGGCAUACCUUGACAGCACAGAGCAAGUACCAGAAAAAGAAAUUGACAGGAUGCAUAUCAGGGAUAAUGUAAAAAUUGCAACAGAUCAAUAUGGUAAAUUUGGUAAAGUCCCAGAGUGGCAACGAAGGGCUGGACGAGCUGCUAAAGAGGUAGAGAAAUUUGCCAAAGAAAAGGUUGACUUGCUUUUGUUACACUGGAGAGACAGAAUGGGCAUUGCUCAAAAGGAGGUAAAUUUUUGAUCUGCUUUUCCAUGAAA